Musca domestica (house fly) is the source of this 1986-nucleotide messenger RNA. RefSeq names its product histidine-rich protein PFHRP-II (gene Cpr92F). Gene Ontology annotation, molecular function: structural constituent of chitin-based larval cuticle. The record is from RefSeq and is a predicted model, not a curated record. The coding region runs from base 231 to 1391 and encodes 386 amino acids. Gene Ontology annotation, cellular component: chitin-based extracellular matrix. Lineage: Eukaryota; Metazoa; Arthropoda; Insecta; Diptera; Muscidae. The transcript has 2 exons.
UUGUCAGCACAGUUCGUUAACAGUCCUAGUCGCGAUUCUAGGAGGUUAAGCCCACUGAGCGUGUGUUUAGUUUCAAAACAAAAAUAAUUUCCCAUCUAAGGAAAACCAACGAAAACAAAGGACAUUGUGUGCCGUUAAUUUAACAAAAAAAAAAAAAAAAAACUUGUGAUUCUAAUUCUUUAAGAACUCUUUAAGUGUGAUUUUAAUUCUAAAAUAAAAAAAUAAUAAUCAUGAAAGUAUUUAUCAUUGCAACAGCCCUGCUGGUGGCCACCUGCUCUGCCUCAUAUCAUGGCGCCGUUUCAACACAAUAUGCCAGCUUGGAUCCCCACAGUCAUAGCUAUUCGUAUGGCUAUUCUGAUCCAAAUUCGCAAAAACAUGAAACACGUUCACAUGAUGGUGUAACGCAUGGCUCAUAUUCCUAUGUGGAUGGUCAUGGUCAUGUCCAGUCGGUACAUUAUACAGCUGAUCCUCAUACGGGCUUCCAUGCCACCGGUACAAAUUUGCCCAAGGGACCCGCACCUCUGCCCGCUUUGGCUCAUGCUGCUGCCUAUGAUGGUGGUCACUAUGCUGCCGGACAUGCCUAUCACGGACCUUUGGCCCACAUCACAUUGACUCAUGAAGGUGUACCCCACGAUACUCCCGAAGUUGCCCAUGCCAAGGCUGCCCAUGCUGCUGCUUAUGCCGCUGCCGCCGCUGCUGCUGCCCACAGUGGUGAUGGUGGUCAUCAUCAUUUGUACAAACGUUCAUUGUGGGGAGGUCAUGCCGGCUAUGCCCAUGUUGCUGCUCCCGUUGUCUUGACCCAUGGUGGUGUUCCUGUAGAUACUCCCGAUGUCCAGGCCGCCAAAGCCGCCCAUUAUGCUGCCCAUGCCAAGGCUUUGGGUGCUGCUGGCCAUGGUCAUGGUGCUCCCUUAGACACUCCUGAAGUUUCCCAUGCCAAGGCUGCUCACUUUGCUGCCCAUGCCGCUGCUCGCUCUGGCCAUCCCGGUGCCGCUAGUCAUGCCGUUGCCGCCCAUGGUUUCCACAUUCCCGUCAUCCACAAUGGUGUACCCGUCGAAACUCCCGAAGUCCAACAUGCCAAGGCUGCCCAUUUUGCUGCCGUUGCCAAAGCUGCCGCCACUGCUGGUCCUGCUGAUCAUGGUGAUGAUGGUCACUACGACGGUCGUUGGGAUGGUGAUCAUGCUGGCGGUCAUGGUGGUGCUCCCUCACACUAUGCCACAUCGGCCCAUCACACACCCGCCGGUCCCUAUCACGGUCCCCUGCACAUUCCCGUCAUUCACAAUGGUGUGCCCGUAGAGCCAGCAGAAGUACAACAUGCCCGUGCUGCCCAUUUGAAUGCCUUGGCCGCCGAAAGCCAUAACUCUGUCGGCCAUGGUUACUACGGUAAAUGGUAAAAAGUGGACGAAACUGGAGUCAAACAAAGAAAGCAAGACAGAAACCCUAACAACCCCUUAACGUGAUGCCACUGAUUUUUAAUAGAAGCCCAUGGAACUGAUUUUAAACGAAGGAUGUCUAUAACGAAAAAUGGAUAUUAUUUCUAAUAUAAAUACUCUCUUACCACUUAGGAAGUUUAAGUUUAUAUCUCUGCUCAAAGAGUAAGGCAGAGAACACAAUUUUCUAGUUUUCAAUUUACACCGGUCUCUCGACAUUUUCUCUUAAUUUCUAUAUUUUUUCCUCCUUUCAACUUUCUUCUGAAACUUAAAAGAAAACACACGCUCAUUUCUCUUGUGAGGAGAAGAUUUUCAACAAACAAAGAUCUUGCCCAAGAGAAAGCCUCUAUCUCUCUAUUUUUCUCUAUCUUACCAUUUCUGUUAAUUUAUCACAUUCUAGCCACUGAAAUGUUCCCAUACUCUUAGGAUUCUUGCAAUUUGUCCAUACUUCAAGCAGCUCAUUCUCCAAAUAGUCACCUUCAUUUCACUCUCUCUCUCUCGCUCUCUUCCCCUCUCCUUUGAAAACAAUCACAAUGGUCUCUUUUAUAAAAAAACAAAA